Ruditapes philippinarum (Manila clam) is the source of this 1573-nucleotide messenger RNA. RefSeq lists its product as uncharacterized. The record is from RefSeq and is a predicted model, not a curated record. NCBI's taxonomy places the organism in Eukaryota, Metazoa, Mollusca, Bivalvia, Venerida, Veneridae. The transcript is spliced from 4 exons. Bases 839 to 1165 code for a protein of 108 amino acids.
UAAUAUCUCCAGUACUUUUUAAGCUUAUGAUCAAGACAAAAAUUAAGCAUAGAGAAGUAAAAAAUGGCAAUAAACCCCAAAUCAUGCAAUAAAAAGUUAUGGUUCCUUGGCAUUGUAACUUCUCAUAAAUGAGAUUUAGUUAUAUGUGGAGUUUAAAAUUAUUGUCUCUAACAUCUUUUGUGCUAUGCUUUCAGAGGCUUUAUAUCUAUUGUAAAAAUUAAUGUGUGAAAAGUAAAUAAGUCAUAAUGUCUGAUAAAUUUCUUACAAUCAGGAUAAGUAAAUACUAGCUAGUAAAAUACUGCAUCCUCUAAGAUUUAACAACACAGCAUACAUCUCAGAUCUGAUAAAACUACUGCCCUCUUAUCUAGUAAUCUAUGAAUGGGGGUUAAUAGUUUACUCAUGCUGACCAGAAUGUUCCAUUUGAUUAUUUUGGGAGAGGCAACAUUAUACAUGUUUUUAUGUAGAAUUUGUCUUAAAAUAGCAUGCUAAAUUAUCUUUCAAAAGCUUAUUUCUACUCAAUCUAUUUUAGGUAUUAGAUAUAGUUAUACAAUCAAAUGAAUGUAAAAAAUAAAAUGAUGGGUGCUAUGGUUUUUGGAAAAUCCCUCACAAUUUAAAAUUAUAAUGGACUGUCCAUGCAGUUACACCGUUGUAAAGUUUGAAUUCAAAGGAAUUGAGGUCAGUUAAAGCUUGCAAACACAAAGGAAAUUAUUGAUAUUGUAGCAAUUCUGGAGAUAUUUUGUUUAAAAUGUAAGGGUGCAUAUUUUUGAUUUCUCAAAGAAAACAUUUAAAGUCUUAUUAGUGUGGUAAAUAGAAAUGAGAAGUUUUAACUGAAGUGUGAAUGUGUAGACAAGAAGAUAAACAGCAGAAUCAUUCCCAGUCAAAGUUUCAGACACAAAGCAAUGAGGAGCAGCCUGGAGCAACACAUUUGAUCUUCAGUGGCUUUACAAAGGACCAAGUGAUGGCAGAACUGAAGCCAUAUGCCUCAAAAGAGAAAGGUACAACAAGGCUCUUCAGAAUGCUAUUCAAUAUAGAAGAGAUUAAAGGCCGCUCAUUGUUUGGUAUGAGGAAAGGGAACAGAGAGUCUGACGCCAGACCUUCUUGUGCAGACAAGGCAAAACUUAAGUUCUUGGAAGAUUGUGCGCUCGAAAAGUUGCCGACAACCUAAAGGACUGAACUCAAACCGUCCAGGAAUAGCAAGAUAAACUGAAGAAAAUAAAUGGACUAAUGUUUUGCUAUUUUUGAGACAAUAUAUAAUUUCAUAUGGAAACAUUAAAAAGGAUUAUUUUUAAAAUUUGUUUGUUUCCAAUUUAGGGUACAGGGUGACUUUAAAGCAGUUUCCAGCUAUUGCCACCCACAAGGUGGAAAAUUUCUGAAAGGGUGAAAAUAGGUGGCAUUUAGUGGAAACUGAAUUUGCCACUAUCUGGUGGCAAAAUGGUGGAAAAGUGUCUAAAUACUCCACCAAUUUUCCACCCUUAUGGUGGCAAAAGGUGGAAAUAAGUGGCAUUUGGUGGAAAAUAAGUUUGCCACUCAAUGGUGGCAUAAUGGUGGAAAUUUGUCUAAAUACUCCACCAAU